This is a messenger RNA of Dromiciops gliroides (monito del monte), 2473 nucleotides long. It is a transcript of the gene KCNN4, whose product is annotated as potassium calcium-activated channel subfamily N member 4. The record is from RefSeq and is a predicted model, not a curated record. Lineage: Eukaryota; Metazoa; Chordata; Mammalia; Microbiotheria; Microbiotheriidae. Gene Ontology annotation, molecular function: calmodulin binding; small conductance calcium-activated potassium channel activity; intermediate conductance calcium-activated potassium channel activity. Gene Ontology annotation, biological process: potassium ion transmembrane transport. Gene Ontology annotation, cellular component: plasma membrane; neuronal cell body; neuron projection. The transcript is spliced from 9 exons. The coding region runs from base 476 to 1738 and encodes 420 amino acids.
AUACCGCACUUGCCCCAGUCACCGGAGGGUGCUCAUUUGCAGUUGCUUUCCGACGAGCCCCCUCUGUCUGGCGCCCUCCUUGAUUCUGUGCUUUCUCUAGGCUUUCUCUCUGAACUAUCUCUUGCCUCUUUCUGGCAUGUCUCUGAGCCAUCCCUGGGCUGUCUCUGAGUGGUCUCUGGGCUCUCUCUGAAUUGCUUCUGAGCACUCUCGGGGUUCUCUCUAAACUUUUUCCGGCUCUUUCUGGAGCCCUCGUGCUCCUGAUUCCCCCACCCCCGCCACCACCUCGCUCCCUCCCGGGUUCCUUGGCUGUGCCUCCAGCUCUCUGGCUCCCUCCCGGGCGCUGUGGCUCCCCGCUGGCUCCUUCCCUAGCUCCCAGCUAGCUGCCGAGCCAGCCCUGGCAACGCUCUGCGCGCUGGGUGGGGGCAGCGCAGGGCACUGGGCGCGGGGUCCCCCCGGCCCCAAGGCCCCCAGGCCCAUGGAGCUGGUGCCAGGGCUAGGCGCCCUGAGGCGGCGGAAGCGGCUGCUGGAGGAAGAGAAGAGCCUAGCGGGCUGGGCUCUGGCGAUGGCUGGAGUCGGAAUCGGGAUGAUGGUGCUGCACGCGGAGAUGCUGUGGUUUGGUCAAUGUCAGUGGGUUCCCUAUCUCUUCCUGGUGAAAUGUGGGAUCAGCAUCUCCACCCUUCUCCUCCUCGGGCUCAUCUUGGCCUUCCACGCUAAGGAGGUUCAGCUCUUCAUGACAGACAACGGGCUUCACGACUGGCGGGUGGCGCUGACCGGGCGUCAGGUGGCCCAGAUCGCUCUGGAGCUGCUGGUGUGUGGGGCGCACCCGCCUCCACUGGUGGCGUGGGACGCCCCUCCGUGCCUGGUCCAGUCGCGGUCCUGGCCGGUCUUCCUGAGCCAGGGCGAGGCCCUGCUAUCGCUGGCCAUGCUGCUGCGCCUCUACCUGGUGCCUCGGGCCGUGCUCCUCCGCAGUGGGGUGCUACUCAACGCUUCCUACCGCAGCAUCGGCGCCCUUAACCGCGUGCGCUUCCGACACUGGUUCGUGGCCAAGCUGUACAUGAACACGCACCCAGGGAGGCUCCUGCUGGCCCUCACCCUGGGCCUCUGGCUCACCACAGCCUGGGUGCUUUCCGUGGCUGAGAGGCAGGCGAUCAAUGCCACUGGGCACCUGACAGACACUCUGUGGCUCAUCCCCAUCACCUUCCUGACCAUCGGCUAUGGGGAUGUGGUUCCAGGCACCGUGUGGGGGAAGAUUGUCUGUCUUUGCACAGGGGUGAUGGGGGUGUGCUGUACAGCUCUUCUAGUGGCUGUCGUUGCCCGAAAGCUGGAAUUUAACAAAGCAGAGAAACACGUGCACAACUUCAUGAUGGACAUUCAGUACGCCAAAGAGAUGAGGGAUUCUGCAGCCCGGGUGUUACAGGAGGCCUGGAUGUUCUACAAACACAGUAGAAGGAAGGAGUCUGGAGCUGCCCGGAGGCACCAACGGAAAUUGCUGGCUGCCAUUCACAUAUUCCGGCAGGUCCGCUUAAAACACCGUAAGCUCCGAGAACAAGUGAACUCCAUGGUGGACAUCUCUAAGAUGCACAUGAUCCUGUGUGACUUGCAGUCUGGCCUCAGCACUUCUCACAGAGACCUGGAGAAGCGAAUGGAUAUCCUAGGCGGGAAGCUUGACACCCUGACCCAACUCCUCAGUGCAGCCUUAGAACCGGCACAGCCCCCGGAACCCAGGGAGGCCACGUAGUUGGGACUGUGGAAAGGGAACCUAGCUCCUUUGGCCCCAGGGGACAAGGCUGGAGUCAUCCCCUUUCACUUCAUCAGAAGCACCAAAGAGGGCAAUCCCUCUCUCCAACAGCUGCUAGAGGAGUCCCUGGCUGGCCCAGGAGUACCCCUGCUCACCCAAGCAAUGGAAGGGGUGGAUUUUAAAGCUGCUACAGGGCUGAGGAGUCAAGAAACCCAGGAGCUACAGACCACAGGCCUUCUUCGAAGUCACACCAGCAACUAAGGAAUAGAAGGAAGGGGAGACUCUGGGAAAGGGGAGAAGCUGGGGGCCAGGUGCCUGGAUCCCUGGAAGGGUGGGGGAUGAAAGGGCCAUAUCCCUCAUUAUUCCCUGAAGGAUCUGACUCCUGGGUCUGUGGAGUGGGAGGAGGCUGGAUGCCUACCUAGGUCCCUACUAGGGACAUGAGGCCCAGAGAGCUGGUUCCCCAAGCUGAGCAAGAAUGAAGAGGGCUGGACACAUGAGUCCCUGCCCUCAGCAGCUGCUGGACAGUGAAAGAACUAAAGGGAUCAAAUGUCAGAGGUGGAGAGAGGCUCCUAGGACCACCAAGCUGCCAGGUCCAUGGAGGCCCAGGGCACCCCCUAGUGGGGACAGCAAGGGAGAAGUGGGAGGCCUGAGCCCGUGAAGGGGAAUCUGGCCAGAGCUUCCCAGCUUUCCCCCCUUCCCCCGUGCCACUUUGUAAUAAAAGUUAAUAUUAUGGAA